Molecule: messenger RNA, 4318 nt
Organism: Penicilliopsis zonata CBS 506.65
Lineage: Eukaryota; Fungi; Ascomycota; Eurotiomycetes; Eurotiales; Aspergillaceae
Exons: 4
Coding region: 268-3828 (1186 amino acids)
Biological process (GO): DNA repair; proteasome-mediated ubiquitin-dependent protein catabolic process
Cellular component (GO): nucleus; site of double-strand break
Molecular function (GO): nucleic acid binding; protein binding
Source: RefSeq, a predicted model, not a curated record
UUCAUCCCACCAGCCUGGAUACGACACAGUCGGUUCCAGCACACCGGAUUACGAACACGUUAUUGAAUGACUAUGAAUUGAUGUGAUAGAGACUGAGCAGACUCAGCAGAGUGUCAGAUACAUACGUGCUCUAGCAGCUCCAGCAGCUACAGUGACGUCCAACCAGCGCUUCAGCGACGUCCAACCAGCGCUUCGGCGACGUUCAACCAGCGCUUCAGCUGGGAUAAACCCAGAAAGAAUCAAGUAUAGUCGGUAUAUCAGAGCAAAAUGGCCUAUGUCGUGCCCAUCCACCGGGCAAGCAGCAUCCGGCAUGCGUUGAAGCUCGAGUUCCUGAAACCAAAGGAGGAGUGUCUGGUUGUUGCAAAAGCAAAUAGAUUGGAAUUCUACAGUCCAACGCCCGACGGGUUAUCGUUGACGACGUCUCGUCCGCUCUUCGCCCGACCGACGAUGCUCGCCCGCCUCCCUACCCCCGCCGACUCGGAUACAGACCAUCUCUUCGUCGGAACAGACCAGUUCACCUAUUUCACUCUCUCGUGGGAUCGGGAGAGCAGGUCGGUACGGACGGAGCGGCAGUUUGUCGACCUUGCGGAUCCGUCGUCGCGCGAGUCGCAGACGGCCGGUCGGUGUCUGAUCGAUCCGUCGGGACAGUUCCUUACGCUCGAGAUCUACGAGGGCGUGAUUACCGUGGUGCCCAUUGUGCAGUUUUCGGGCAGGAAAAAAAAACCGGGACCGAGUCAUGCAGGAGGAGGAGGAGGAGGAGGAGGAGGAGGAGGAGGAGGAGGUGGUGGUGGUGGUGGGAAUGCUGCCAAAGUUGGGGAACUCGGGGAGCCGACCAACGCACGCAUCGACGAGCUGUUCGUACGCUCGUCGACUUUCAUGCACGUCCAGGCGGGCUCGCCGCGGUUGGCGUUGUUGUACGAGGAUAGCCAGCGUGCGGUGCGGUUGAAGGUGCGCGAGCUGCAGGGCGCAGACGCCACGUUUGUCGAGACAAAGGUGUUUUCGCAGGAAUUGCCCCUCGGGGCAUCGCAUCUGAUACCCGUCCCUGCACCGUUGGGCGGCCUGCUGGUUCUCGGCGAGACCUCCAUCGCCUACGUCGACGAGGAUAACAAUGAUACCCUGUCGCAACCGUUGGAGGAGGCCACGGAUUUCGCCGCCUGGGAGCAGGUCGACGGCCAGCGCUGGCUGCUCGCAGACCUGUACGGCCGCCUGUACUUCCUCAUGCUGGUUCUCGACGCCGACAACCAGGUUAGCAGCUGGAAAUUCGAUCUGCUGGGCACCACCUCCGUCGCCUCCGUCCUGGUCUAUCUGGGCGCGGGGAUCAUCUUUGUCGGUUCCCAUCAGGGUGACUCGCAGGUUGUACGGAUCGGUGACGGCUCCAUCGACGUCUUGCAGACCAUCUCGAAUAUCGCCCCGAUCCCGGACUUCACCGUCAUGGAUCUCGGCAGCCGCACCAGCGAGUCCCAGCAGACGCACGAGUUCUCCUCGGGCCAGGCCCGCAUCGUCACGGGCUCCGGGGCCUUUGGCGACGGCACCCUGCGCUCCGUCCGCUCCGGCGUCGGCAUGGAGGAGCUGGGGGUUCUCGGCGAAAUGAACCAUAUCACUGAUCUGUGGGGGCUACAGGCACAAGACGCCACCGGCAGCACCGACUUUCUCGAUACUCUGGUCGUGACCUUUGUCAACGAGACGCGCGUGUUUACCUUCAGUCCUGACGGUGAGGUCGAGGAACUCGACUCUUUCUUCGGUUUGUCGCUUGCAGAGAGCACCUUGCUCGUCGCAAAUCUGCCCGCCGCCCGCAUCCUGCAGGUCACCGAGCAUCGCGUCCUGAUCGCUGAUGUCGGAGGCAUGCUCUCCUUUGAGUGGACGGCCCCAGCUCAGUCGGUCAUCACGGCCGCCUCGGCAAAUGACAACCACUUGGCCAUCGUUGUGGGAGGACAGAUCCUGACCAUCAUCGACCUCCGCGACUCCAACACCGUCCGCGUACAGUCGCAGAAGGAUCUGGGUGCGGACCGGCAAAUCUCCGGCGUCGCCGUGCCCUCCUCCUCCUCAGCAAGUGAAAACGCAAUCUGCGUGGUGGCGUUCCCCCAGUCGGCGACUGUCUCCGUCCUCUCGCUCGACUCUCUGGACAUCCUGCACGAGAAAUCCCUGGGUCCCGCUGGCGAGGCAUUUCCGCGCUCUGUGCUCGUCACAGAGGUCUUGGCCGAUAGCCCGCCGACGCUUUUCAUCUCCAUGGCGGACGGCAGCGUGAUCACCUUUGCCUUCCAAGCGGAGGAGGGAACCGAAUACUCGCUGACGGGGAUGAACAAGCUGAUCCUAGGCUCAGAACAGCCGACGUUCAAACGACUGCCGCGCGGGGGUAAUGAUAAUAGUGAUAGCCACGCAGGAGGCCUGUCCAAUGUGUUCGCCACAUGCGAGAACCCAAGUCUGAUCUACGGCUCCGAGGGACGCAUCAUCUACUCCGCCGUCAACUCCGAGGGUGCCGCGCGCGUCUGCCACUUCCACUGCGCGGCGUACCCCGGUGCGAUCGCGGUGGCGACGGCCCAGGACCUCAAGAUCGCGCUGGUGGACCGCGAGCGCACGACGCAGAUCCAAACGCUUCCCAUCGGCGCGACGGUGCGGCGGGUGGCGUAUUCGCCCGCGGAAAAGGCGUUCGGCAUCGGUACCAUCUCGCGGACUCUGGAGGGUGGCGCCGAAGUCGUCAACAGCCGCUUCGUGCUCGCGGACGAGAUCCUCUUCCGCCAACUAGAUGCGUUUGACCUGCACGCCGAGGAACUGGUUGAAAGCGUCAUCCGCGCGGAUCUCGUCGUCGGCUCCGACGACGCGGGGCGUCCGUUACUCCGUGACCGCUUCGUCGUUGGCACCGCUUACCUCGACGACGAAGGGCAGGAGUCUAUCCGUGGCAGGAUCUUGAUCUUCGAAGUCGACAAUGGUCGUAAGCUGACACGCAUCGCUGAGUUGCCUGUCAAGGGAGCCUGUCGGGCCUUGGCUAUGAUGGGGGGGAAGUUGGUGGCUGCCCUAGUGAAGACGGUCGUCGUGUAUAAUGUUGUGGCAAACAACUUCAGCGAGAUCAAGCUCGAAAAAGCAGCCAGCUACCGCACCUCGACGGCCCCCGUCGACAUCACAGUGACGGGAAACCUGAUUGCAGUCGCCGACCUGAUGAAGAGCGUGUCGGUGGUCCAGUAUACCGCCGGGGUGGACGGCCUUCCAGACCGCUUGACGGAGGUGGCGCGCCAUUUCCAGACCGUGUGGGCGACGGCCGUUGCGUGCGUGGACGGCGGCGACCCCAGCGAGAGCACUACCGAGGGACAGGGGCAGCAGCAGGAUGGAGAAACAUUUCUAGAAAGCGACGCAGAGGGGAACCUGAUCGUCCUGCGGCGCAACGUCCACGGUGUGACGGAAGAGGACCGCCGGCGGCUCGAAGUCACCGCUGAGAUUUCCCUGGGCGAGAUGGUCAAUCGUAUCCGACCGGUGAACGUCCAGCAGCUCUCCAGUGGGAUCGUCAGUCCGAGAGCAUUCAUCGCUACAGUCGAAGGAUCCAUCUAUCUGUUCGCUCUGAUCAAUGCAGCGCACCAGGACUUCCUCAUGCGUCUCCAGUCAACUAUGGCCGCGUAUAUCGACUCCCUGGGCGGGCUGCCCUUCACCAAGUUCCGUGCGUUCCGCAGUCUGGUGCGCGCGUCCGAGGAGCCCUUCCGUUUCGUCGACGGCGAUCUGAUCGAGCGGUUCCUCCAGCUCGAGCCGCCUGUGCAGGAGGAGAUUGUAGGCUUGGUGGGCGAGGAACUCGACGUUGAUUCUGUCCGUGGGAUGGUUGAGGCAUUGAGACGGCUGCACUAGAUAUUGUAUACAAUGAACGAAAUCUGAUGAUUCUUUUAUUAAUCGACUGUAUUUAAUGAUUGAGCAAAUUUUGAAGAAAUGAUCACUCCGAAUCACUCCACUCGAGCAACUCCUUGAUCUGGUCCUCCGACAGGUUCUUCGCACGAGUGUUGCCCCCCUUCUCCAGAUUCUUCUGGUACUUCUUCUGCCUCUUGCGAGCGUUCUUCCCCCACUCCGGCACGCCACUCGCCGUUGCAAAUUCCUCCGCCUCGUUGAUCUCGUCGUCCGAGUUUUCCACCUCACCGAGCACCUUCCCCGGUUCCCUGGGAGCAGCAGCGGCGGCAGCACCGCCGCCCCGCAGCGAGUUGGCCGAGACCUUCGCCUGCGAGUCCUCCGUCACCCCGAACGCCUCUUCCUCCUUUUUCUUCUUCUCUUCGCGCUUGAGCCGGUCGCGCUCGUACGACCACUUGAAGAACCGGUCGAUAUACGGCCGCACGAGCAGGUAGGCGAA